This is a messenger RNA of Panonychus citri (citrus red mite), 3161 nucleotides long. RefSeq lists its product as uncharacterized. The transcript is spliced from 6 exons. Gene Ontology annotation, biological process: neuron projection development. Gene Ontology annotation, cellular component: plasma membrane. The record is from RefSeq and is a predicted model, not a curated record. NCBI's taxonomy places the organism in Eukaryota, Metazoa, Arthropoda, Arachnida, Trombidiformes, Tetranychidae. The coding region runs from base 2103 to 2987 and encodes 294 amino acids.
AUUUCCACAUUGAAAGUAUUGACUUUUAACACCAACGUACAAAUAAAUUUAAUUGUGAUCUAUUGAUUGUUAACCAUUAUUACAAUCGCCGCCACCGCUAAUUCAAUUUAAAUUAGGUUAUCAAAUAAUACAAAACACCUUUACCAAUUAUCAUAACAAUUAAGUUGUUUAAAGAAUCAGCAAUUACACAAUUUAAUCAACAACAACAGAAAAAGGAGAUCAGUUGAUUUUUCCUUCUCUCUCUCUCUCUCUCUAAACCAACAAUUUAAUUUAAUUUAAUCUAAUUUUGUGUCUUAAUUACAAUCAAGAUUCCCUUAAUUCUGUGACCAACCCAAUGUAAGUUGUUACCUUUUCCAAGGUACAAGAAGAAGAAAAAAAAUUGGUAUAUUUAUAUCAAUGAAUAAUGGUAAUAAUCAAAAACGUGAUGGACUAUCAAUCAAGGAUGACCUGAUCAUCAACAAUAAGAGGGAGAGAGAAGUAAAAAAAAACCAUCAACACACUGACCCUUACCUGUUGUUAUCAUUUCUCUAUCAUUCAGUCAACCAUUCACCUUCAUCAUUAGCAUCAUUUGAUUAGCCAGUGACCAAACCACAACCAACAAAAAAAAAGUAACUUGACCAUCAAAAACUGUUCAUCUCUUUGCUGAAGUAAAGUGAAAGAUUGAUACAGAAAAAUAAACUGACCAUCAAUUCAUUUUUUUUCUCAAUCUUCAACUGAAUAUAAUAUAUUAUUAUUAUUAUAUUUUCUACUUGACCAUUUGAUUACUCAACUAUUAUCAUUUUCAUUUUCACUGCAACAACAACAACAACAACAACAACAGCAUCUCCAUCAUGAUGGUGAGAGUGGUGAUUAUCAUUGGAUAGCGUUUUUUUCUUGCUGAUCGGUUCAUCGAUAAUCAAUAAAUUGUUCUUUUCCAAAUUACCAUCAACAUCUCAAACCAAAUCAACAAAUUGUUCAUUCAAAAAGUUUUCUCAUUCAUUUUUAUUCAAACUCUUUUCUCUUAACAAUUUUCAUCUUCAAUCUAAUUACAAGUAAUUCCUCAUUUAUUUCCGAUUAAACUGUUUCCUCUUUCAUCAGUAUCAAUUUCCCAUCAAAAGUGAUUAAAUUUUAAUUCGAUUCCUCUUCAAAUUGUGCUUUUAAUAAUCUCUCCUUCUCUCUACAGUUGAUUAAUAAUCGAAAAAUAAUCAUCUCAUCUCAUUAGAACCUCACCUCAUACCAACAUCAUUCAAAUUCUCAUCAUUUCAAUUAACUUGCAAUCGGUUAACUGAAAUAAGAGAAAACAAAAAAGUUAAUCAACAAUAUCGAUAAACUUUUGAUAACAUUAACCAGUGAAACUUUGAUCAUCAUCAGCAAUCAGUAAUCAUCAUGAGUGUCAACAUGAUGAUGAGAUGAAAAAAAAAUCAAACGGAUCACAUCAUUGAAGUUUCCAUUACAAUCAAGAAAUAAUCAAUUGUUAUUUCAUUGUCCAGUCUAUUGAAUCGUAAACAUUACAAAGUUUUUUUUUUCUUUUCUCCAUCUUCUUGAUUCUGUGAGUCUGUUGAAUUUUUUUUCUCUCUCAUCUCUUAUUUGUGAUUCUAUUCUUGAUUCAUCAUCGUCAUCAUCUGAUUUUUACCUUUUGUUGCUACAAGAAAUUGAUACUGAUCAUUUGAGUAUCGGUGAAAUAGGAAGAGUUUCAAAAUGAGAAAUAGAACUCAGUAGAUAAGUUCUAUCUUUUUCUUUUUCUUUUUUUUUCUUUUUCUAUUCUUCAUAAAGUUCUGGCAUUGACCUUUACAACAUUCAGUUCUUGGCAUCUUCUCAAUAUAUCAAUUCGUUUAUCAUCAUUAUCAUCAUUUCCUCUUCUAUUACCGCAUCACUUUAACUGUUAUUUUUCCGUCUAUUUCCUCAUCUUCAACCGUUGAUUAACUAAUGACCAGUAAUCAAAUAUCUUCAUCAGUGUUCAAAUCAAUUUUGUGAUACUUUAAUUAUUAUCGACAAUAUUUAUUCAUAUUCAUCAUUAUCAUGUAAUUUUGUGAUUAAUUCAAAUCAUUCAUACAAUUUACAAAUGGAUUAACCAGAUUAACCACAAUCAACCAAAACUUCAAAACUAAUCAACACAAAAAACUAUGAUCAGAUCAAAAAGACAUCAGAAUAUGAAUCCAGUUCUUUACAGGUCAUGUUUUCUUCGGCUUCCCUAUGCGUCCAUUUUGGCCACGCUCAUCGCCAUUUGUGGACUGGUCAUCGCUAUGGUCUCAUUAGGACAAUCGACCAUGAUAACAGAUCGAUUGUUGAAUGAACUUCUCCACAGGAAACAUAUAUGGUAUCAGGAAGCUCAAUGGAUUUACUCAUCAUUUUCAAUUCUCAUUUCAAUCACUAUUCUUAUUAAUUUACUGAUCGGUUGUAUGACCACUGGUCGUCGGAUAACUCGAUAUGGUUCGGUCAGUUCUUGUGGAUUCUGUGGAAAGUUAACAACAAUUCUGUUGAAAAUGAUCUUCGGACUCAAUUAUGUUCUAUUCUUGACCAUUUUUAUCUUAACUUUACUUGGGUCAGUUGCUUUGUUUUCCUGUUAUAUUAUGUCUCGUUUAUGUAACGAUGGGUUAGCUUAUUCAUCUGAUUCAAUUUCAUCAUCACCAAUCACAUCAUUCUCAUCAUCAACUCCACCAACUACCAAUAAUAUUGCUGAAGUUGAAACAGCUGAUACAACACAAUCAUUGAAUCUUAAAAUGCUUGGACCUUUAUUAGCAGUUCGAGCCAACGAAACGUCAUUAUUACUUUUUAAAGGACAUCGAUUGAAAAAAUUAUGUAUCGAUUAUAUUUCCUCACUCUAUCUUUACCUGAUUCUUACCUUUACCGGUUUCCUGUUACUUACCUGGGGAUUUAUCAAUUUUUUAAUCAAUCUAAGUGUUAAUAUGGCUCGAAUAACAACCCGACGUAAAUGUGCUGAAUUAAUUUAUAUCAAUAGUCCAGAGAUGGCAAAUUUUGUCAAGAAUAUCAACAAAGGAAGAUUUUAAUCAGUCAAUCAAUUUGAUUAAAAUCGGAUUAGGAUCACGAUUUCCAAUGAUAAUUAUGAUUCCAUGACACUAAUCAUGAGAAUUGAACUGAUUGUUUUAUUUAAAAGAAAAUCUAUUUUUCUAAUAUAUCAUAUUGAUCUUAAUUUUUUGUUUCGAUAACAAUUAAAGGUUUUA